This is a messenger RNA of Owenia fusiformis, 13105 nucleotides long. NCBI's taxonomy places the organism in Eukaryota, Metazoa, Annelida, Polychaeta, Sabellida, Oweniidae. The record is from the annotation of a GenBank genome assembly.
AUCGACAAAUCAAAAGUGGAGUGAUACUACAUUUUCACAAUUUUUGCAAAUUCGUCAAUUAUGUAGACAAAUAUACUAUUAGACUACACUUUUAAAAAUGUCAGGAGACCAGGAUACUACACAAUGGCUCUCAGUGACUGAGGAGACAUUAUUCCUGCACGAUGGUUUGAUUCGUGUCACAGACCUCGUAGAGCUUCCAUCGGAUGUGAACACUGCACAUGAAAUUGAUCAUGAAAUGGUAUGCUUUGAUUCCACAAGUCCAGCCGAACUCAGCAAAUGUUUGCUUCGGGUGUGCGGAACAUAUAAUAAUGCAUUUGCUCGCUUACUUGAAUAUCGAUUAAAUGCACUCAGAGGACUCUGGGAAGCAAAAAGUCAACUUGCAAUUGCGGAACAAACCGAUCGUGAUACAUCAAAUGAAGAAGCCAUUGCACUCUUGAAGAAGCAAGGCCUGUGGAAAGAAUCAGACAAUGCAACUUUCUCAACACGGGUCAGCUUGCUCCUUUGCCUACCAUUAUUGCAAUCGCAAAGUCGAAUGGAUCCGGCAUUGUGUGGAGUUACAGCAGAAUUAUUACUAAAUUGUCUACGAGAUUGCCCUCCUUUGAGUCUUAUGAAAGAGCCAACUGAUUGUCUGAAUGGUCUAGAGCAUCUACUUAGUACAUGGUUAGAGGAUGCUGAGGAAUUUGUAGAUCAAAUAGACUACCGGGAUGACAUACAACGAAUGAACACUGCAUCAGCACUGGUAGCAUUAGCCUGUGCUAGGGGUCAACUCAAGAUGUUCAUCCACACAAUUCAGCUCUUACAACAACUGAAGGAUUUGGAGACUCUCCCUGUGGCAGACAUCAUGUUGAAGCUACUUAUGACUGAAGGGGGUCCAGGCCAGCCAACCUCAUUGCUAGGGAGACAACACAUAGUUUGCUGGGGAUACAACUGCCUGUUAUUAACACAUGAGAAGACACAGACUGGGAGUAAAGAUAAAGACCAAUCUCAAGGCCCUGAAGGACGUAGAAGCCUGGCUUGUGAUGGCAAGUUCUUAUAUAUGACUGAUCCUCAUGGGAAAGGUAUUGCUAAAGUGGGAACAGGACUGCAUGGAACACUGAGGGGAUAUGUCUAUGCAUGUAAUACAGAUAUUGGUCCAGGUGUUUUGGCAUAUGGUUCUGAAAACUUGAUCUAUAGACCUCUGAGCUUCGAUUCUGAAUCAGAAUCUUCAAACUUCUUCCAACUGAUUGACAGUUCUACAUUGCAGUUGAUCAAGACAAUCCCCUUGCCUGACCAAUACACAAAUAUCUCCACGCCAACGAUUACAAUAGCACUAUGUGGAGAUGGAGCAUACUUCUACUGGAUAUGGACCAGUGUACAGAAUGACAAAACAAAAUCACAAGAUAUCUACUUAGACACUUUUCAGUUCAAUGAUGAUGAGUCUUGUGUAACAGCACUUUCAGAGACAGUUGUGUUGCAAAAGAAGGAUGACUCCAACACUAAGGCCAUCAAUGACACCUUGUUGUCAAGGCUACGACCUUAUAGUCGUGCUGCGUCUGCUGCCACUUUGGUAGCUUUAACUGGAGACCCCCCUCCCAGUGCUGCUCUACCCAGGAAGGAAGAGGCCUCAGUGCCUUCAAGUUGUGGCUUUACAGUGAAGACCCUUCAGAAGACACCAAUAUAUUGUGAUGGCACAACAGUUGUCAUGUUGUCAUCGUCAACAGGAAGUAGCAGUGCCAACUCUGCAGCAAGGUCAUUGUUUGGGGGAGGGGGUUCUCUAGCAGGACUCAGAUGUCUAGCUACAAACACAUGUUUCAGUGUGAAUGAUGGUCAGUUUCAGUCUCGCAUAGAUCUGGUUGAUGCCCCUACCUCAUCUCUGGCCAGAGAUGCAGCGUUACAAACACUAGGUGUAUGCUUUGAUGUGAAGAACAACAUGAUCUGGACUUGCACAAAUGAUUGGGUCGACCAGUACCUUAAUCCAGGACAUCUGGCUAGUCACCACAUGUUGCAUAGACUUGGCCUUGAGACCAAUAGACAGAUACCCGACUUUCCAAACAAUUUUAUGGAGACUAAACAAGUGAUUGAUUACCUACUUGAACAUGUGUCAAGUAUGUGCAUUCACCAGAACAACAGUUCCCUUCUCCAUAGCCCACUUGGAUGUUACAUUCUGCAGCAGCAACCAGCAGACCUCAUCCAUAUAGAGCGUGUUUGUGCAAUAUUAGACAAGGCCUUUCAUACAAGAGACGAACAUAUCAUACGCUGCUGCCUAAUCGUUUUGCAGCUUGUGUUCAGAAUGUCAGUGUUCAAAACAGACCAAGAUAAAGACAAAAAACUGCUCUGCAAGACAAAGAGACUUUUAUGGCAAAUUAUGGACAUGUACAGAUUGGAUGAAACAGUCCAUGAUAUCCAAAGAGAGGCUUGCCUUGUAGUGAGUACUGGACUCACUGUGCUCUACCAUACACCAGAGGACCAGGAUAAACUACUUCAUAGUAUAUUAACAGAAGGUGCCAAGGUUCCCGGCAUGGUGUUCCUGCGCGAUCUCCUCCUCGUUGGAUUUGUGGACCAGUUACAAAACAGCUAUGACAAAUAUGACCAAUCAUCAAGCUUCAUUUUAAAGGAGGACAUUCUGAACUAUAUUUUGAAAAUUGUUGUUCAAGAAUCCUGUGUGUUAUUAAGGGAAUGCAAAACUAAAUCAAAGGCAAACUUUGAUCACCUUCAGAUGUCCGUACCCGAAGCAUCCCCUUGCUUGCGAUACCUAAUGGCACUCCAGUCCUACUUGUUGAGAUUAGCAGUUCUACAUGUACAUAACACUGAAGGAGGGAAAGUCAAAAGGAUAACACAACCAUUGAAGGAACUUCAGGAAGCACUGCUAUCAUUGGCCUCGAAAAUAUUUGCUGGUUGCUACGAAGUGUUAGAAGUGUUGCUAGAAACCUGUAAUACAAUAAUAAAUGAAAUGAAAGAGGAAUCUGAAUGCAGACUACAGGGCUUAGAAAGGGUUGCCAAGGCAACUAUUGUCGGCCAUCUUCUACCUGUCCUACUCACUGUCAUGACACACCACAACUUGAAAUUCUUGCCAAUUGCUGAUAAGCUUAUGCCAGAACUGGUACAGCUUGUUGUUCUCACAAGCCAGGCUGCCCUAUUACUGAAGAGCCAGGUACAUGCAGUCCAUGAUAGUAGUCAAGAUAUAGCAGACCUAGGUGGCAUAAUAGGAGAAACACUUGAUAUUGAAAACAUUGAGGUAGAAGGGGAAGAAGAACAAGGUUUUCUCACUGGCCUUAAUAUUCCUGCACCCUGGUCAACUGGUAGAACUAUUGAGACAAUCCACCCAGUCCGUGAUAACUACAAGCUGAAGGAGACAGUCCACAUUCCUGGGGCGAGAUUUCUUUAUAUGAGGUUUGACCCCAGAAGUUCUUCACAGUAUGAUUAUGAUAAGCUUAUAGUAUAUGCUGGGCCAAACACAAGUGGUCGCAAGGUGGCAGAAUAUGGUGGCAACACAUUUGGUUAUGGCAGUAGAAGUGUAUUAGGGGGAGGAUGGCCCAAAGACCUAGUCAAGAUUGAUGGAGAUACGGUGACACUCUCAUUUGAAAUGCGAAGUGGGCGUGAACACAACACACCAGAUAAGGCAAUGUGGGGGUUUUUGGUAACAGUAAGGGCACAAGAGGCUACAGAAGAAGUGACCAAUGGACUGCCAUUCUUAGCUGAUCUUGCCUUGGGUCUCUCAGUACUGGCCUGUAGCAUGUUAAACCUCCUCUACCAGGGACCUGAGAAAACAACUGAUGAGAUGUCAUGUGAAACACUGUUGAAAUCAAAACUUCUACAGAGAUGUAUCUGGCAAAGGGAGACCGGCACACCAUUCCCAAUUCAAACGACAGGUCCAGUAGAUAUACCUAUUGAUGAAGAGUCUGAGUUGAAUUUACCAAAUAUGGCAUCAGAUUUAGCAAGAAUCAAACUGCCUGCUGAAAUCAUUGUGAAGCUUAGAAGUCUAUCAGGUCGCCAAAAUCCAACACUGAGACCAAGUAUUAGGGAAGUGAUUCGAGCGGAUGAUCUCCAAGAAGCUGUCAUAUCAGCCACCAUUAAGCAUCUUUCACUCUCUGAGACUGUUCGCCAUCUUGGAUCAGUGAUUGACAAUAAAUCAGAAGAUUAUUGGCUCUUGGAUAACGUCAUGACAGAGGUGUUCCGAAAGUAUGACGCCCUCAUAAGGCAGCUUCAGACACUAGCUGAUUUAGAACAGAAGUGGCAAUUGGAAGUUGAGGAGAUGGUAGCAGGAACACAGGAUAUCAAUGAGGCAUUUUUCAUUGAUUAUCAUCUGCAAGAGAAUAAAGAAAAAGAGCUUGCAUUUCUCUGCUAUUUGAAGAAUGUGGAAAUGGACCAUGGUAACCAUGACAAUACAGUGAAUAAUUUAAGGGAAAAACUUGAACAAGAGGUCUCAGCAGCAACUAGCGACCAGAAUUCAAGUUGCAAGCCAAAGAUAUCAAUGAUGAAAACCAGAGAGCUUGUUGCAGGAAUAUUGGAGAAACUCAACUUGUUACUUACAGUCACAAUCGCUCCAGAACAGUCGCAUUCCCGCACAUAUUCUAGAAUGACGUCACAAGCUAAUGAAGCUCAGAGGAUGGUAGCCAGUGUUAUGGUUCACUCAGAUACUGAUGUCCUGAAGUCAUCUCUCACUUAUAACAGAAGUCUGUCUGCUCCUUCUCACAUUGAAUCCUCUCAGGAUGAUAGUAUAUUGGACAUCAUGAAGCUGCAGAGGGGUAGAGAACGUAGAGGGGCAGCAACAUUGCUACAAGAUCUUGUUGUAGAUGAAAAGCCUGACAGACCCCCACAUGUCAUCAUCAUUGACCAACUCUUCAAUUUCAUUGGCAGCAAUCAAGAAAAAGCAGUAUCAUGUAAGAUCUUCCUGUCUGCAGCUCAUGUUAGAUGGCGCCGCGGUCACACACGCAAGCAAGCGUUGGUUCACAUGAAGGAACUCCUUGGUGCUGCCCUGAGGGUAGGGGGCGCCACUCAUCUUGUAGCAGCAGUUACAUCUGUCAUCCAAUCAGGACCAAGGAUUGAAGAGUUAACAUGUGGUGGCAUGGUAGAUGUUGUCAGGGAUGCCUUCUCUGAGACUAUGACAGCAGUAGUUCAGCUAGCAGCCCGUUAUCCAAUUGCUUGCUGCAACAGCAUUGGCCUGCUCUCUAUUAUACCAUACACAAGAGCUGAGGAGAAAUGCCUGGUACGCUGUGGUCUGGUGCACCUGCUUGACAAACUCUGCAGUCUCAGCAGCUGCCUUAAGGGGGAAAGGACAGAAGGGGGCUCUAGUGAAGGGCAGACAACACGGGAGAGGGUCUCCUUAAUGGCAUGGGCAGGCUUCCAGGUCCUGGCCAAUAGAUGUGUCUCAUGGGAGCAAGAAGAUACUCCCUACCAUCCCGAGCAGUUAGAGCAUUCAGGCCUAGCUCGUCAAGUAUCCAUGCUACUCACACACCAUCUGGUGAGGGCCACAGAAAGCAGUGGAAAUGAGGCUGCGGGGACAGAGGCACUACAAGAGGUGUUAACUCUGCUUAACAACUUAUCUAGAAGCAAAAUGGGAAAAACUAUACUAAGUCAGGCUGAUUGUGUCUCUAAACUUCUCUCCCUGCUGCUAGACCAGAGACCGUCUCCUAAACUUGUACUCAUAAUACUACAACUAUGCCGUGUUGCCCUGCCACUCAUGAGUGCGGAAGAAUGUGAUAAAGUGGACUUGCCUGCUUGGGGAUCGAAUUUAUACACGGCAGAAGAUUCUGGUCAUAAAGACGCACCUUCUAAGAUUGUUAGCCUCCUUCUUGCCAAACUUGGGGAUUUUGUAGUGCCAGGUGGUCACACAACAAUAUUUAGCAGACGUCCUUCAGCUGAACUCAACUCACAAGGUGGCGCCAGUAGUAGUAAUAAAGAAAAAGCAGAUGGAGAAAUCCAAGAUGGUCGCCUAUCAGUGUUCAUCCAUAAACGUUCAGAUCAGUCUUCCCAUGAAGUGAUACAACCCCUUAUAAGCUCUGAUACCAGGCCAUUUAGACUUGGGGGUGGCGCUAACAUGGAAAGAGUUGUUAGAAUGGACAGAGAGAUGACUAAGACUGGUAGAGCUGAGGUGUGUACAGAAGACACAGUGACUGCAUUGAGAAGGGCAGCCAAGUGGGCAUUGCUGGGAUUGGUGAUAUCAACAGGCCCACCACAGGAGGUCAAUACCCAGGGUUCAACACCUGGAGACAAAAAGAAAACUGGCUCAGAAGUAGUCUGUAAGGAGCGGAAUGCUGAUUUGGCCAGAACUGAUCCUGUGAGACCAUUUAUAAGUGGCCAUGUUGCUAACAGUAUGUCUGCAGAGGUGAUUGCUUUGCUACAUGGCCUGUUAUGUGCACCUGAGACAACUACUGCACAAGUCUGGGCCAAUGUUGUUGAGAAGGUAAUAUCAGGUGCAUUGGAGUGCAUACCACACCUAGUGAAGGCCUUGGAGAACAUAGGCUCUCCUCGCUAUGACCAGGGGGAACUGAUGAGUCUUGCGAAGCAGGCAAAUGCUGCUCUGUGUGCUCUUGGAGGGUUCAAAGAAACUGUCAAGCCAGGUUGCGAAGUACAGAUAACUGGAGAGGGAUUGGGAGACUGUAGAGGAACAGUGAUUUCUGUGUCAGAGCAGACAGGUUUAGCUACAGUGGCUCUACUAGUGGGGCCCAAUGACACUACACCAAGAUAUAGUGAUACAAUCCAAGUACCCCUUGUACGAUUGCAACAUCCUCGCAAUAAGCCUUUGCCCUUGCAAGAGUUAUCAAUGACAGAUUCCAUUGUGUCAGCCAUACUGACAUUGCUCCUACCCCAGAAUGGAAAUGAGUCUUCCAUGCAGCAAGCACUACCCUCACAUGGGGAUGGCACAAGUAUGCCUAAUCAAGUCUGCAGGGUUGUUGCAGAAAUUAGAGCCAGGGCUUGUCAAGUUCUAUCCAACCAUCUAACGAAUGCCAAUUUCGCCAGUGCAUUUAUCCAGCAUUCUAGCACAUGUAUAGACAUGUUGAAGAGUCUUGCAAAGGACUGCAGUUCAGGUGAUAGACUUACCUUGGUUGCAUCCAGGUGUGAACAAUUGAGGAUGCUCUAUAGGGACUGUGCUAAACCACCUCCUCCAUCCUCUAAACUCAUCAAUAAAACAGCUAAAGAAAUCUGCUGGGAUGUUUCAAGAGCCUUCCCACCUGUGCGGGCCUGUAUGUUCUCCCAUGGGCUGACUGGGGUGACAUUCCUGGGUGAUCCGAGUGUUAGCAGUGGUCUCCCCAGGGGCACUAUGGUAUAUGCCACACAGCCCAUACCACAACAGGCACCCUCCUUCUAUUGGGAGAUAGAGAUUUGUUCAUUUGGGGACAACCAGGAAGAUGGAGGUCCUCUAAUAUCAUUUGGCUUCAUGCCAAGUGCAGAGAAAAAAGAUGGCGCUUGGACAAAUCCUGUUGGCACAUUCCUCUUCCAUAAUAAUGGUCGUGCUGUGCAUUAUAAUGGAUCUAGUCUACUGCAGUGGAAAAGCCUGCGCUUAGAUUGUACACUCAAUGCUGGAGAUGUGGCAGGAAUAGGCUGGGAAAGACAAGGAGAGGUGGCACCUGUACUAGGACAGAAUGUCAAAGGAAGCGUAUUCUUCACUCAUAAUGGCCGCAAACUGGUAUCCACUUUAGAUGAUGUCUCAGGAGCCAUGUGGCCAGUAGUUCAUAUACAGAAAAAGAAUACACGGAUCAAAGCCAACUUUGGGUCAAGACCUUUUGCUUUUGCAGCAGGUAGAAGCCACCGUGAUGCGGCUGAUGACUGCUCAGAUGCUCUCCAUGAGAUCAAAGAAAACUUUAGGUCCUUGCCAUUCCAAAUGGGUUCUGAUAGUGAAAGUGAAGGGACUGUCUCCACCAGUAGUUCCAGUUUGGACUCCAGCUUACCCCAAACCCCAGUGGGCCCACCAUGUAGACUACCAGGAAUGCCAAGGCCAACAAAAGAGUAUAACAGUGAACUGUCAAGGCAUUACAAAGUGGCCCCAUGCUAUGACAAUUUUUCAACAACUGGCCCUGAUCGUUACCAAGUAACCAAUCAAGAUGAAGAAUCAGAUGUCGAUGAUGCUAACCAAUCAGAACCAAAUGAGGAUCAUUAUGCAUUGAUUGUUAAAGCAUGGGAGCAGAAAGUCUUCCCAACAAUUAGACGUAGAUUUCGGAAUGAGGCUGAGCGAAAGGAUGGCCUUGAACAGAUACGAGGUGCAUUACAAUUAGGUAUGACUGACAUUGCAAGACAGACAGUUGAGUUCCUUUAUGAAGAGAAUGGAGGAAUGCCACGUGAUCUUCAUCUCCCAACUAUUGAUGACAUCAAAGAGGAGCUUGCUAAGUUUACUAUAGAAAGAGUGAAGAAAGGAACAACAGUUAUGAUAUGUAAUGUUGAUACUGGGCCUAAUGGAGCGACAGUUCUUCCAAAGUUUGCAGUAAGGGGAAUGAUUAAAACAUUAGGCCUCUCAGGAAUUGUUUUAGACGUUGACCAGAGCCACGACCUGAUACAAGUUGAAACAUAUCUCCGUAGUGAGGGGGUACUUGUCAGGUACUGGUAUCCCAUUGAAGUGUUGGAGAGGCCCCCACAGGGUUUUAGAAAGAUAGGUGCAACAGGCCAACAGGCUGAUCUUGAUACAACGAAUGUGUUCAUACAUAGGGAGCUGAUAAAAUAUGAGGGUAUGCUGGCGCGUAUGUACUGUCGUAGCGCACUUCUGGAGCUGAUCAACCAGUGCAACAGUCCCACAAUGCAACUGUCCACUAUGUUAUGUAAUAUAGGAUCCAACAUGGCCGCCAGUGCUGCAGUCUUACAAGACCUUGAUGUAGAGAAUCUACAACUGUUAUCCAAUGAGCUUCUUGCAUAUCCUUCAUCGCAGGGACCUGUCACGUCAACAUCUCUAGUAAUAUCAGAAUCCCCCGCAAAGUGCCAGGCAUCACAUACCUGUUCAGCUUCUGAUGUUUUUUACUGGGACAGUGAUCGCUUAAAGAGGGAGCUGUGGGUGUCUAUUGCACAGGCAGCCAAUCAGGGAGAAGAUUAUGUCAUUGAACUGACCAGUCAGAUCUGCGUUUGUCUCCAGACAGCCCCAGAAUUAUUCCCUUGUGAAGAGUUUCCCAUCAAUGAGAUUAAGGUGAACACUGAUGUUCAUUUUCCUGGUGCAGCAUUCCUGAUUGUUUCAUGUAAAACAACUGAUGGGAAACCUUCCAAAUCAGACACACCAUAUAAAUCUCCAUGGGCAAGAGUGUUCACAUACAAUGGGCAUAGGGUUAAAAAGAAUGGAGAAUCCUCCAAACAAGAAGUACUAACCUAUCCACGAGACACCAAUACAGGAAGUCAGAGCCAUGAGCAGUACACACCUAUGCUUCUGGCAUGUGACCGUCUCCACAUUAAAGCUGGUAUUUCCCCACCCCCAGGGUUUAUCUUGACGAUCCAUGCAGUUCCUGCUCAGUUUUGCCUUGCGAUUGCCUACAUAGAGACACUAACGACUGAUUGGCACAUCUCUGCCCAGAAGCGAGAGGAUGAUAAAAUUAGAGCAUGGAAAUCAGCUGCCUUGUCUGAUGAUUGCAAAAUUGAUGCGCAAGUCAAAAGCCCCGAAGGACAUGUGAUGAGCCCAAUACGACAAUACCAGGAUGUAGGUGUGACAAUUGGGGCACUUCAUCAUGUCGUUGAGUUGAUAACUGGAUACAUGACACGUACUGAUAUACCCGCGAUGCUGAAAGAAUACAUGUUUCAUGUUCUUGCUCAGUCUAUACGGAGACUGAAACAUUGUGACACGGAAGUAUCCAAAGUAUUCCCAGAAUGCACCUCAUCACUGAGCCCUUCCUUGAGCUUAUUCAUCUCACUUCAGACGGAGCUGAAGAAUUUAUAUGAGCUAGAGACGAAGGAAAUGGGGUCAGGUUCUACCCCCAGUGGUUAUGGCAUUGGCCUGGGUUACACAGAUAAUGGUCGCUUCAGUACAUACUUCCAAGCUCUCUUAGAAGUCUGCUUAGCAAUUGCUGAAAACACAGCAGCAUCCCAAACAGGGUUCCUUGCUUCAAAGUCUGUGUCACCAUGGGAACCAGCCACCAGUGAGGACACAGUGUCUCUACUGCCUCCCCCAACAAGUCCGGUCACAUCAAAAAGAAAACGAUUAAAGAUUAAACGCGAUCGUGACAGAAGUAGCGCCAUAUCUAGUGGCAGUCCCCGAAGUAGUGAAAGCGAUAGUUCAAUCUCUGAUGUCCCAGCUAGGCUAACUGGACCCGGGAGCUCCACUUCUGGUACCCCUACCCCUAGAACUCCUACUCCCACCCCAUGUUCAAGUAGCACUUCAGUGACCAGUGCCAAGGAAGACAUGCUAUGGUUCCAUCGUGCUUUGACAAUGUCACAGAUCUUGCGUCAUAUUACAUGCGGCAAAUCACAGUUCGUACACAUUAUGAAUGAUGCCAUUUCUGAUGCCACUCACUCUCUUGUUGAACCAACGGCCCAUUCAAGGCUGAUCAUCCUAACAGGGAUUCCCACCAAGUUGAACCCUGAAGUAGUGAAAGGCGCCAUAAGAAGGGCUUGUAAUACUCAUGGUGGCUUGUUCAAAGAUGAAGUCUUUGUUCCCCUUGACUCAGAAGUUAUCCAAAUUGAGGCAGAAGCUUCUCAAUCAGAAACAGAUGUUUCCACUAGUGAACACAAUAACAAAGCAGCUUCACCUGGGACUUGUAAGAGCGACCCUAACCUACCAAUUCCCAGACCCCUGAAAGGAUAUGCUGUUCUAGAAUUGAGAUCAAGAUCAAAGGUGGAAGCUGCUAUUAAGGUGCUUACUAAAGAUAAACAAUUGAUAGAGGGACUCACCAUUAAUGAGAAUGAUAUAGUUGAUAUGCCAGAUGAAAGUUUCUCAAUUUCAACGGUGCAGUCAACAUUUCUAUCAGAGACACAAGCCAACUCAGCCGUUGAGCAUUUCCUGUCGAGUAAACUGAUACUAGAAAAGCAUGAUCUAACUGAUGCUUUUAUGAUUGUGCUGACUGAGAUAUUCCACAGUUGUUUCAUAACAGAUCAAAACCUGAUGAGCUCCAGUGAGGUGGGACAUAAGAGUGGCUAUAUCUGUCUUACAAGGGACCAGAUACUCUCAGACACCCCUGGUAACAUGCUACAUCAGUAUUUCUCCAAUAUACGACCCAUCAAGAAAACUUUAACUGAACAUGUGAACUUUGUACUCCGGAGAUAUGGACUCACCCAGGGUGCUGACAAACCUGAGAGUCCCGAGAAGUCAGGGGGUAAACCUAAGCCAGUGAAAAAGUCAAAAUCAAAGGAAAAGGCAGCACUGGGGUCAUCGUCUCAAACAAGAACAAGCCCAAAGGAGAAACAACAUGUCAAGCCACGAGAUACCAAAGAAACACCAGAGAAGGCAAAGUCUGAGUUUUCUCCAAAACAUGUUAAGGAGGUAAGAAAGGAAGAAGAGCGCCUCUUGACACUGGAUGGUUUCCUCCAGUAUUCCAUAGAGAGGUCAGCUCAGGAUCCACGUUCUGUCUGGAGGGCCCUAGUAGCUUGUGGAUUUGACUUGCACUUUGACAGAUUUGCUUGUAUUGAUGACUGUCAGGCCAAACAGAUGGCUGAGCAAUGGACACCAGAGAGGGACUCCGCCCUUGCAAGUUAUGUAAAUACAUUGUGUAGAAAGCUAGCUGUGUCCCCCGCAAGGUUACAUCCCCAUGAAGUGUAUAUGACACAGCAUGAGCUGUCUAGUGCUGAACUAUCAUGUCUUCAAGAUUUGCCCGUAGAGAGUCUGCGUCUCCGAUUUGCGUUACUUCAGUCAGUGAAUAAAAGCCUAGAGACGUUCUUCCUUCCAUUGGUUGAUCUUCGCACUACUUCUGUCUUUAACCACAGUAUUGCUGCCCUAUUGGCUCAAGCUAGGGGCUUAAUCUUCAUUGAUACAAAGACAGUGUUUAUGAACAGAGUAUUGAACACAACUGCCAAGAGGAAGAUAGAUCAGGCACCACCUGAGAUUAUGUUGGACCCUCUUGAACAUGUAGGAGGUGACAAAUCUGUAUUGCCUCAAUCAACCCACCUAAGCCAGGCAUACCGUCAACUAGCCGCUGUUCCAUCCAGUGAUUUAUGUGUUAGGAUAGCAAGUGGGGGUGACCCGAUGUAUUCAUUUAAUGUAAGGAUGGCAGGGGAGGAGGUCCAUGGCACAAGUGGCUCAUUUAGACACUUUCUGUGGCAAAUAGCCAGAGAACUACAGCAGUUAGAGAUCCUCAUACCAUGUCCUAGUUCAGCUAGUCAAAAGAACAAGGGCAAGUUGAUACUGAAACCAGGGCCCAUGACUUACUCUGAGGAGAGAUUCCUCAUCUUUUUUGGUCAAUUGCUUGGUAUUACAAUCAGAGCUGAUAUCCCUAUAGGCCUAGACCUGCUCUAUAUUUUCUGGAAGUCACUUUGUGGCCUUGACCUUGACCCCAUCACUGACCUCCAGGAAGCAGACAUUCUCUCAUAUAACUACAUCAAGAAGUUUGAAAUUGCAGAGAAUGAGGCUGAGCUGCAGGUGUUAUUCUCUGAAUGUUGUCCCCGGUUUGUCUACACAGCAAUUACUGGGGAGGAGGUUGAGCUCAUUCCUGGUGGUGCCAAUAUUUUUGUCAGCUGGGACAAAAGACAACAGUAUGCAGAUGCAAUACGACAACUACGAAUGACUGAACUGCAGUGUCAGUCAAGGAUGAAAGCUCUGAAGGCUGGUAUAGGGACAAUAGUCCCAGUACAACUUAUACCCCUCUUCACACCCUUAGACUUACAACUAAGGACUUGUGGGCUUCCAGAGGUUAACUUGGAUUUUUUGAAGGCUCACACCAUGUACCAAGUUGGCUUAAUGGAAACAGAUAAACACAUCGAAUAUUUCUGGAAUGCUUUGGAAAGUUUCUCACCUGAUGACUUAUCUAAGUUCAUCAAGUUUGCAUGUAAUCAGGAGCGGAUCCCACAAACAUGCCCAUGUCGAGAUGGUGGAGCUGAUACGGCGCAUGUUCCCCCGUAUCCCAUGAAGAUUGCACCUCCAGAUGGAGCAGGAAACCCCGAUGUCCGCUACAUUAGAGUUGAAACGUGCAUGUUUAUGAUCAAACUGCCUCAGUAUUCAAGUCAGACCAUUAUGACAGAGAGACUCCUAUAUGCUAUACAUUGCAGAGAAGACCCUCUUAGUGGAUAA